Molecule: messenger RNA, 5413 nt
Organism: Puntigrus tetrazona (Sumatra barb)
Lineage: Eukaryota; Metazoa; Chordata; Actinopteri; Cypriniformes; Cyprinidae
Gene: scn4ba
Product: sodium channel, voltage-gated, type IV, beta a
Exons: 5
Coding region: 479-1177 (232 amino acids)
Biological process (GO): regulation of ventricular cardiac muscle cell membrane repolarization; regulation of sodium ion transmembrane transporter activity; cardiac muscle cell action potential involved in contraction
Cellular component (GO): membrane; voltage-gated sodium channel complex
Molecular function (GO): sodium channel regulator activity; transmembrane transporter binding
Source: RefSeq, a predicted model, not a curated record
CUCCCUCUCACUCGUCCCGUGCCUCUGCAGUGGCUCAUUCUUUCCUGCGCCGGCUACAGACACACACGGCCCCCCUCCACCCCUCCUCUGGCCACUCAUCCCAGCAUGCGGCACCUAUUCAGGGGUAAGACCGACAGUCUCUUCCCCAGACUGAAAGUGGAGCUCUGCGCCGCAGCAGCCGCUAAAUGAAUGCAGCGUUUCCUGCGUCUACAACCACGCUGAGUGAGACAGAGUAUCAGCGAGACACUGAGCCAUCAGAGGAUCAGGUGCUGCCUCCGUAUUCCUCGCUCUCUAGUUCCCUCUCCCUCCCUUACCGGGACAUACUGCAAAGGAGGAUCGAGGACAGGGAGGUACUCGGCAAAGACUUCCUCAGCUGAAAGUCGCGACGGGUCACCGUGUGGCCCCUCAAAACCUACAGUAUCCCAGCAAAGACGUACAGCGGAGGACUUGACCAAGGACAGACAGACAGACAGCGGGCAUGGAGUUGCAAGACAGAAGAUCAUUCCUGCACAGGUGUGCGCGGUCCGGCGAUGUGGUCCACGCCGGUCUGGUCGUCACACUUCUGAUUGGAGUGUGGUACGCUCAGGCACUGGAGGUGAACACAGGCAAGAUCCAUUUUAUAGAAGUGAUGAAUGGAAGUUCAGUGCUCUUACCCUGCACUUACGCCAGCUGCAUCGGCAUUAAAAACCUUUACUUCAACUGGCAGUUCAAAGACAACGGGACGCUGAUUAAGCUCUGCGAGGCCAUCAUCCCAGCAGAAGGAGUGGAACCUAAUGUAAAAAUCUAUCAUGAGCGGGUGGAGUUUGUCGGCUCCAGCAAACAGAAUAACAUCUCCAUCUUACUGCAUAACGUCACCUUUGAGGACCAGGGAGAUUAUAUCUGCUUCGCCCGCAACCCCAAGGAGAAGGAACGCAACCAUAGUGCAGUUUUCACUCUUUAUGUGGUGGAUGAAUUGAAGGAGGUGGACAACACGCUGACCCUCAUCAUUGUGUCUGUGCUCGGCGGAGUCAUAGGUCUCAUCAUUCUCAUCAUGGUGGUGAAAGCUGUAGUCAUCGCCGUUCUAAACAAGGUCCAGGAGAAGAAUAAAGAGUGCCUUGUGAGCUCUUCAGGGAAUGACAAUACAGAAAACGGCCUCCCAGGAUCCAAAGCAGACAGCAAACCAACACCAAAGGCAUGAAAAGAGCAUGUGUGUGUACAUAUACGAGCAUAUGUAUACAUGCAAACGUAAUCAUAACAGAACGAAAGAAAGUCAUAACAAUGGACAGUUUUAAUCUCUUUAUCUCAUGAGAAAAAAAAAUGCAACAUAUAAAUAUGUGGAAAUAUAUAUAUAUAUAUAUUUUAGAUUGUGCUUGAGGAAAAAUACAAAAGUGCUGCAGGCUGGAUCACACACCCUUUGCUUGACUGAAACGGCAUAAAAAAAUAAUCAGAAAGCAGAUGACGGGUGACGCUUUGGUGUGCUUGCAUUCUGUUCUUGCCUGUGAGACACAGCACACACACACUGCCUUCUUCACGAACUGCCGUAUCCUUUCAACGCUCGACAGCACAAGACCCACAUAACGAAAUGUUUGCGAUAAACUUCCAGUGCAACUUUACACAUCUUCACACUGCAUUCCAAACGAUCCCGAGGUGGAAGUCAGUAACAAAACAAACACCUUUAUGAAAAAUGCUAAACAACUUACACGUUAAAAACCAAGGGUGCCUCUUGAAAUUGGACUAUGUUUACCACCAAUCCAAGCAGCUAACCGAGACUGAUUAAUAACCACUCCUACUAAUUUUACAAGUGAUUUUGAGAUCAUAAAGAGCAGGAUGCGAGUGCACUUGAAGGCCGGAAACACACUCUACGCAAUAGCACCUUUUGUGGCAAUGCUGAUAUUACAACAACAAUACAUUUUGUGUGUGAAAAUAAGGUUGUACAGAGUGUUUUUCAUGGCUAAAGCGUUGGAAAGGGAGUAAAAAUAAGAGAACUUACAAGAGUUGUAGAUAAGGUGUGUAUAUCCAGCAUCCAGCCCAGCACGGUUUAUUCUAUUUCUUUCUUUUUCAGUUUUUUCUGCUUUAGAUAAAACACAGGUGCCUGUAAACGCUUCAAGCUCCACAUGCUUCCCGGGAGCCUUCAAAUGCUAUAUAAAUAAGUUAAACAAUGCUCACAUCAAAAAAAAAAAAAAAAAAAUAAACAAAAAUAAUAAUAUAAAAAAUCCCUAGAAAAAAAACCCAUUAAAAUAUAAAGACAAUCCCCAGAAACCACAUCCCUGUAGAAAAUGAAUGAUCUUCUGAUGCUGCUUUCAAUAACCAAUAAAUUUUCCUAAUGCAUGUGAAGAAUUUUAUACAGUACAUCUAGUGUACUAUGUAUCCAUUUCUCCGAAUCGUGUUCUCCUGUCUCUUCUCACACAAACGAUCAAUCUGUGCUUGUCGUAUACAAUGUCACAGUUCAUCUUGUACAUGUCCAACAUACAGGCAUGAAGGGCCACUGUAGCUAACUGGUAAAGCUUAUGACAUCCAAACUUCACAGAACACGAUGCUAACUGCUAAUGUUGACAUUUGGCAUUCGAACUAGCAAGCUAGCAACUUCAGUGUGUGCUAAACUGCACCGAUCCUCACAGAUGCUGUGCUGAUGCUUACGUUUUAAUAUCAUCGUACAAAGACACAAGACUUCUGUGACAAAAUAUAAUAAAUAAUGAUACCUCACAUGCCUCUCAAUGGCUAAUUACAGAGCACAUGUAACUAGCGUUAGCAUAAAACCUUUCAGAUCUUCUCGUGGGUCAGAUUAGCUUGUUGCUAAUUCCAGAAAAGGCACGAAUGGUGGAAAAUAAUUGUGGGAUUUUGUUUCCUAGACGUUCUGGAGCCGCGAAGCGAGCUCUCGCUUAUCAAAACAAACCAACUUUCCAAAUCUUUCAGUAAUUGUUUAAGAUUUAAGUGCCAAAAUAGAAAUGCUAGUUGGACGGUGGGUGGUUUACCGUUGCUUCCAUCUUGUUUCGUUUGUCUUCCGCUUUCCUUUUUGUGUCGGAAACCCCAUAAAUGCACAAUGCUUGUUCAUAUCCAUAUCUGGUUUAAGUAUAAAUGUAUUUGACAAAUUCAUAACAUGCGAUGAAUGUCACUUUUGCGAUUACGCCGCAAAAAAAAACAAAAACAAACAAAAAAAUGCAAUGAAACCCUAGUCUUCCGCCAUAACCCAAAGAUGAAUGUACACAGUGGUUGCAGUUAUGGCAGAGUUCAGAGGGGUCGUUUCUGGGCACUUUAUUCAUAAAGAUAUAUGUAACAGUGUUUUGAAUGCUCAUGGUGUGUGUAGAGCGAAGUGAGAACGAUGUAGAAAUUAUCGCGAGAUAGUGUAGUUGAACAGCUGCGACGGUGAUACCGAGAAUAGCAGAACGGGAAUAAUUUGUCUCUAUGAAUGGCUAUAUCUCUUGUAUGUGCACAUAUUAGCAGUCUUCCAAAUCACUUGACUCUCGUUUAGAAAUCAGGGGCUUCGGCAAUCUCAACUGUUUGUGAUUCUUCGACAGAGCGGUAUGAAAUCCUAGCUUAAAAAUUCAAGUAUUUAUCAUUUAAGUUUGCAUCGGAUUCCUUUGAACCGCAUCCGUAAGCGUGCGUUAAAGUCAGCCGUGCUUUGGAGAAAGGGUUUGGUGCCGCUCUGUCUGUCAGAUGCACUGUACAGUAAUGGCGGUUAGCGUUGAGUGUCCUAACUGUUGUCGACCUGUUCGCAUUGCCUCUUUGAAUCAUUUACGGCAGAAUGUUUCACCAUGUUAUGCUUCUUACAGCUCGUUGCCUUUUGUCAUUUGCAGCUAGUGUAUUUGAUGAAACGAUCACAUAAACAAGGAGAUUACGUAGAUCAGCAAUACUGUAAAAAAAAAAAGAAAGGAAAAUGUAAAAAAAAAAAAAAAGUAAAUACAUGAGUGCCUAGGCUCUCGAGAAUGGACUGUUGUAUGCAAAUGGGCAACUUGAACUUUUAUUAGAGCUUCUUUUUUUAUUAUUUAGCUAUUUUUACCUAUUAUGUUACCUAAUUCCUGUUCUGCUUUGCAUAUGUAUUUUUAACCCCCUAAAUAUUUAGCGUUUGUUUAAUGAUAGUGAAGUGGUUCUCAACCGGUUUUGCUUUGCAUUGGACGUCAAGUGAGACUCGUGCGUUAAAAUUGAACUGGAAAAUCGAAAUAUAGUAGUAUUUAUUGCAGUUUUUUUCACACUUUCAAAGGUCUUCGCGUGAUCCUUUGCCUGUGUUACGAUACAAUAAUUCAGGAGUAUUUUUCAUGCCGUCUGUGUCUGGCCUGUGAUCCGUUUCUGGUCGGCAGCCAGUUGAGAGCCACUGUUGUAAUGCGUAGCUGUGUAGAUGCAUAGAUGUCUUGGUCUGGUUGCUUACGUCUGCUGGUUGGCUCAGAUCAGCCGACUCUGGGCUCAUUUGGUAAUGUCUGGGCAGGAAAAAGCUGCAUAGCUGCAGUGUUGCAGUGCAAAACCGCAUCCUAAGAGUGCAGCACUGAGCCAUGAAUCUGCACACGUCAGGCUGUGUUUCUCUUUGGAUCUGAGGGGUUAUAGCAGGGAAAACCGAAGGGACAUGUCUGAUUUCUAUCAUUUAAAAAAAAAAUAAAAUCUUUCAAAAAGGCAAACAUAAACGUCCUUUAUACCGGAAGGCUGUAUAAAAUCAUGUCACAUGUCACAACUACUAAUUUAAGGUAAAUAUCUACAGCUGCAUUUUUAGGCAGGCUGCUUGAUCUCAGUAGAAAGAAAAUACGAGAUAUGAACUAUAAAAUGUGCUUUGUGUGCACAGUUUUUCCUCUCUAUUUUGCAGUGAGAAUUUGUUCUGCUGCACUUGCGUGGGAUGUCCAAACCCACUUGCACUCUUUUAAAAUUCUUGUACUAUAUUCAGUUGAGAGUUUGGCUCUCUCCGAUCUGAUCCCAUUGAGGAGCAGGUUGACCUUUUGUAAAGUAGACUUACAAAAUAAUGGAUUUCAAAAAAACUGGAUUUCACUGCCUGGGUGACUCACUCUCACUGCCAAGCCAAGAGAGUGUGAGGACUGCUAUGUGCUCCAACACAUUCCAAGACGCUCUGUCUCCCUCUAGUGGAUUUUAAGACUUCCAACAUUUUUAAAGAAUCGAGGAUUCCAGUCACACCGGCUAUGUUUGGAAUGGCACAUUAGCAUACUGCUUACUGCAUACUCAGUACGGAUCGAAUAUCGUCUGCGUUUUAAAAAUGGUACGCAGAACAGAAUAAUAAGCUUCAAUGUCCUUACAUUUCAUUCAGUUAAUGGUGUCCUGUUAUCAUUUUAUGAAAUAAAGUUCAUUUUACAUGUUCAGUUUCCAACGAUGUUGCCAAGUCUGCGAUUUUACGGUGGAAUUAGGGGUUUCAAUCUGGGAAUUACAGAGAUCUCAAAGUGUCCUUCAAGGGAGGGAAAACCCACAGGAAGUAAAAUAAAUAAAUAAAUAAAUAAAUAAA